AUCUCGGAAUCCAUUCCGACUUUGUUCCAUGAUAGGUACCCGGGUCGCGUUACGUCCAGUUACGUCGUUAUAAGUUGUCAGCAGUUGUCAGUCGUUCGUGAGUAAUCGUGAGUGAUCGGGAGUAUUUCCGCGAGAUAUGUACCGUUAAAUCACGUUAAACCAGGAACGAAGUACACGCAUCUUUAUUCUUUUCGUGCAAGGGGAAUCGUACGGCAUUUAUUGCGCGCGUGAAUUGUACACAGAUGUCUAUUGUUUGAGCGCGAGGCAAUGAUUCUAUGAGAGACCAAGCCUAAUAGAUAUCCCUCGAUCUACUAUUCUACUGAUUCAAGCAGUUUGUGAAUUACCCGAAGAGAUUUGCUGAAUAGCAAUUAUGUGGAAACCCUUCGAACCUGGCAGUUCGCCCGUAGAUUGGUGCGAGCGCAACUACAACAUCUCUCCUAGCAUCGCCGAGUUUAUGAACACGUUGAGUAAUGUGGUCUUCGUGUUGCUUCCACCCGUGCUCAUGCACCUAUUUAGAGAUUAUGCACGCUUUGUGAAUCCAGGAAUUCAUGUAUUUUGGUUUUUAUUGAUGGUAGUCGGACUUUCUAGUGCGUAUUUUCAUGCUACUUUAUCCUUGAUAGGUCAACUAUUAGAUGAAUUGUCUAUUUUGUGGGUGUAUAUGGCAGGCUUCUGUAUGUUCUUUCCCAGAAGAUAUUUCCCCAAUGUCGUACAUAAUGACAGAAAGCUCUUCUCUAUAUGCGCAACGUUGCCCACUCUAAUCGCUACCGGCUUGGCCUUGAUACAUCCGGCUGUAAAUGCUUUCGCAUUGAUGAGCCUGGGCGUACCGGCGAUUGGAUUCUUGAUCAUGGAGCUGAAAAGGACUACCUCGGUAAGAGUGUACAGACUAGGGUUGCGAUGCGGCAUCAUGUGGAUACUAGCAGUGGUCUGUUGGCUAAACGAUCGUCUGUUCUGCGAUACCUGGCUGAAUUUAAACUUCCCGUAUCUCCAUGCAUUGUGGCAUUUGUUUAUCUUCAUCGCGAGUUAUACUGCGGCGGUGCUCUUUGCGUACUUCGCCGUGCAAGAUGAGAAGCCGCAGCAAUCUCCGGUGCUCAAGUAUUGGCCCAGAGACAACUUUGAACUCGGUAUACCGUACGUGACUAUUCGAAGUUAUGUGAAGUCGAGUUACAAUAUGAAUAUAUAGCUCUCGUAAUAAUUUCGAGAGCAUUAAUACUGUAAUGCAUUAUUAUUUAUUACGCGAUAGUAUACUUGGUACAGCUAUAGCAAUAUUUAGCGUUUAAAUGCGCAGAUGUUCGAUGUGAUGUCCUGUGAUUCAUGUAAACAUUAAUUUUAUCAUACUUUAU
Mycetomoellerius zeteki is the source of this 1340-nucleotide messenger RNA. It is a transcript of the gene bwa, whose product is annotated as alkaline ceramidase. The transcript is spliced from 4 exons. Gene Ontology annotation, biological process: ceramide catabolic process. The coding region runs from base 371 to 1180 and encodes 269 amino acids. Gene Ontology annotation, cellular component: membrane. The record is from RefSeq and is a predicted model, not a curated record. Gene Ontology annotation, molecular function: hydrolase activity, acting on carbon-nitrogen (but not peptide) bonds, in linear amides. NCBI's taxonomy places the organism in Eukaryota, Metazoa, Arthropoda, Insecta, Hymenoptera, Formicidae.